CAAUUUUUUAAAAUCCCAAAGGAAUUUGACAUGAUGAUUGACAGUCGUGACAUUAGAUGAAGAUCUGUGCUUGGAAAUGUGUAAUGUUUUUAAGAGUACAUAUUGAGAGUUAAAUACAUGCCAUCCUCAGAGUUUUCCAGAGCUUUCUACAGCUAUUGCAGAGUUCUUUUCUGGGACAAUAUCUCUCUAUACUCUAGUUCUCACACAUAACAGCUAAAUAAAAACCUUAUUAUAAUAGAAAUAAAGUAUUAAAGUUCAUACUUUAUUUUCAGUAAUUAACAAAAGUCAGAUGUCCUGAAAAUCAAAUACUUAGCAAAUAAUUUUAUUUUUUUUGACCUGAUAGUUUCCUUCUCAUAAAAAUUUAAUUAUAUCCUGGACACAAAUGACUCAUGAAAACACUUUAUAGAGACACAUUCUUUGCUUGUAUCUACUCUCAGGACCAUAGAAAAUGGCUAAUCUACAGGUUAGAGAGAAAAUAGGGCAGAACCUCCAAGAGGAGAGGAUGAAUUUAAAACAGAGUGGAAAUCUUUUGAUUACUGUACUCCACUUAUCCAUCACCACACAGUGAAAGUCCUACAUUCUUUUCUUGUUUUUGCCCAAUCAAUAAAGAAGCUCUUUGGAAACCAGGUACCAGCGAUGUGGAAAGUAGUUACAUAGAAUUAAUUCUGGAUGAACAGUUCUAGAGAUGUGUUGAUCAACAAUGUGUGUUUCUAGACUGUAUACUUAAAAAUGUCUAAGAUGGUAUAAAUAUUAUUUUUUUGUUUACCACAAUUAACCGCAAGAGUUAAUUCUGCAUUAUUGUUUCUGCUUUUAAUCAACCAACAAAUACCUAAAUACCUUGCUUCUUUAAAGGAUAUCACGAUAUGUAUCAGGUCUCAAGGAACUAACUAGCAAUCACACUGGGAAGAAAAAGUUAAAUAUACAUAAAAAUUAACUAAACAAUCUCUUUUCUCAUAAGAUGGUGCCAAAGGUGAAGAAGGAAGCUCCUGCUUCUCUCAAAACCAAAGCCAAAGCCAAGGCUUUGAAGGCCAAGAAGGCAAUGCUCAAAGGUGUGCACAGAUGCAAGAAAAAAGAACCAUACAUUACCCACCUGUGGCAGCCGAGGAUACUGUGGAGGCCAAGGCAGCCCAGAUAUCCUUGGAAGAGUGGCCCCAGGAGAAACAAACUUGACCACAGAGCCAUCAUCAAGUUCCCCCUGACCACUGAGUCUGCCAGGAAGAAGACAGAAGACAACAACACAUUUGUGUUCACUGUGGAUGUCAAAGUCAGCAAGUGCCAGACCAAACAGGCAGUGAGGAAGCUCCAUGACUUCCAUAUGGCCAAAGUCAACACCCCAUUUAGGCCUGAUGGUGAAAAGAAGGUGUAUGUUCGAUUGGCUCCUAAUUAUGGUCCUUUGUUUGUUGCCAACAAAAUUGGGAUCAUCUAAACCACAUCCAGCUGACUAAUUCUAAAUACAUACCUUUUCACCAUAAAAAGAAAAAAAAAAAAGAAAAUUAACUGACAAUCCCAGGCAAUUAAUGAUACCAAGUGAGGAAAAGUGACACAAAAUUUUAUAGGCAGGAGUCUUUUGGGACUACAGGGAUAGAAAUACUUAUUUGGUACUUACAUGGCUUUUAAACCAUUUUAAUAUGCAUUUUCUAACUUGACUC
This is a messenger RNA of Nycticebus coucang (slow loris), 1649 nucleotides long. Its product is annotated as 60S ribosomal protein L23a-like. Gene Ontology annotation, biological process: ribosomal large subunit assembly; translation. NCBI's taxonomy places the organism in Eukaryota, Metazoa, Chordata, Mammalia, Primates, Lorisidae. Bases 959 to 1426 code for a protein of 155 amino acids. Gene Ontology annotation, cellular component: cytosolic large ribosomal subunit; ribosome. Gene Ontology annotation, molecular function: structural constituent of ribosome. The transcript has a single exon. The record is from RefSeq and is a predicted model, not a curated record.